AUGCGGAUCUUCAAACGCGCUCCCGAGAUUGGCCCCGAUCACGAACUUCGCGCGGCGUUACCUCCGAUUCCCUGUGUCCGGGGCACAACUCCCCGCGCAGCACGCACAAAAUCGCCUCUGCGCCGCGCAGGGGAAGGGCCGGACCGGGGAUGGGUUCUCGUCACCGCGGGCGCCAACCCGCUGCAGCUGCUGAUCGACGACGCGGCGACCGGCGGGGAGGAGGGGUGCGCCGUGGGGGUCCGGGAGGCGUCUCCGGCGGGGUCUGAUUUCGAAGAAGUCGUUUUGGAGGCCGGCUGCAGGGAGGAGGCGUCCGGAGAGGGGCCGGAAGUCGAGGCGGUGGGCGCGUGCCCGAAGAUGGGCAACACUCUGGACGGCGAGCAAGUCAGCGACACACUCACCGGCGGUAAAGACCUCAGGAGUUUGUAA
Molecule: messenger RNA, 426 nt
Organism: Ostreobium quekettii
Lineage: Eukaryota; Viridiplantae; Chlorophyta; Ulvophyceae; Bryopsidales; Ostreobiaceae
Source: the annotation of a GenBank genome assembly